CAGGUGGCGCUGAUCAGCCGCGCUUCUCCUUACGCAACCAAAUCUACAAUGUCCUGUACGGGGUUCCGUAGUUAUUUUGUGAUGAACAACUUCAUGGGAGAUAUGCAUUUGCUGAUUGAGAGAAGUUAAUGUAACAAGUCUAAUUAUUAACCCAGCAGAGAUGAGUGAUAUUCGACAUGCAUUGCUGCGGCGUGAUCCGCUGAGCGCGGCUAAAGAGGUUCUGUAUCAUCUGGACAUCUCACUGGGCAGCGCUCUGCAGAGCUCCACGGGCCCCAUGCCUGGAUUAGAGAAGAGCACGGUGGAGCUGGUGGAGGAGUUCAUCUUUCACGUCCCUAAAGACAGGAACAUCCAGCCUAAGAGGAUGAGCUGCGUUCAAGAACUGCAACUGCUGGAGAUCAUGUGUAGUUACUUCCAGGAGCAGAGCAAAGACGCAAUCCGACAGAUCAUUUUCUCCGCCCUCUUCAGUCUCCAAGGCAACAAGGCUGAUGAGAGCCGCAUGGCCAUGCUUGGGAAGCUAGUUUCUAUGGCGAUAGCCGUGUGUCGGGUUCCCAUACUAGAGUGUGCAGCCACCUGGCUCCAGCGCACGCACUCUGCGUGGUGUGUGCGUUUGGCUCAGGUGCUGAUGGAUGAUUACUGUACACUGGUGCCGUGUGCCAUCUCUACCCUGCAGAACAUCUAUUCAGCCAGUCCUCGCUUCUGCUGCCAGCUCAUCACUGCAGUCACCGCACUCUAUGACUUCUCCUCAGAAGAGUUGACUCCGCCCCCUGCGCUCUUGGAGAUGCUGGUUGGUUGGAUCACGGAGGAUCCCAGACUGCUGCUCCUCACCUUCAUCAACACGCCCCUCAAUUCCAGCCUGCCGUUAGGUUGCCUAGAGAUCACGCCUCUUUUGGGUCUGCUCCGCUGGUGUGUGAAAGCUCCAUUAGCCUAUCAGAGAGGCCGGAAGUUGGCUUUGACCAAUGGUCAUGGAGAAAGUGAAAAAGGAACAGCAUAUGAAGAGCUGUACUCUAAACUGCACCUCAGUGUUCUUCAAGUCUUUCUCAUGCUGCAGGUCCACCUGACAGAACAGAAUUUGAUUGGCCGGCUAGCCGUGCUUCCUGUGGAGUCUGUUGCCGCGCUAGUAGAGGAAGUCAGCCGCCUCUGUGAGAAGCUCACAUCCCUCUCUGCUGCCAAUCAUAUCCAGCUGGCUCUGGAUAGGCUGGCACAAGCUCUUCAGGUCGCCAUGGCAACAGGAGCCCUUCUGUGUGCCAGAGAGGACCUGCGGACUUUGUGCUCCAGACUUCCUCACAACAAUCUGUUACAGCUUGUGAUGUCCGGUCCAGUGGUGCAGCCUCCACCUCACAGUGGACCCUUCCAGCCCAACAUAUACCCACACAUCCACCCGGGUCGACCCUCCCCUCUAUCUCCCCACAGCCCGCACCAGUCCGCCCUCCCCUCACCGCACAGCCCGCACCCCGUACUCUCACCGCACCCCACACAUCCAGCGCUCUCCCCACAUCGCCCGUUAACGGCCCACGCCGCACACCCUUCUCUCUCUCCACACGCCUUUCAUCCUGCUGCCAUGGCCUUUCCGUACCGGCCCAUUCGUUAACCAGCAAACCAGGACUUUUGGACUACGCUCCUUCCUUUUGGGAUGAGAACAAACUGUUUUUUGUUAUGUUUUAUAUUGGAUGAUCUUCAAAACUCUUGGUUUGAAAAGUUCUUGUAGUCACAUGGUUAGCUUGGCCAGAUUGUAUGGUCUUGCAUAUCACAAAUUGGAUAUACAUUGUGUCAUUAUUUCAGGUUUGAUAAGGACUUUAAAAAGCGCUUGUACAGAUGGAAUGAGAAGUGUUAUUUCAGCUAAAAAAGAAGUCAUACCAUCAAAUAUAUUUUUGGAAAAGUGAUCUUUGUGGUUAUUUAAUGGACAGUUUAAGUAGCAAAUUAAACACUUUUUAUACUUAGUGGAAUUUUAUUUUCCCCAAAGUGAAAAUAUUCCUGUUUGGUUUCAAAAAGGAAUUAGUAACAUAAAAAAAAAGCAGUUUAGUAAAUACUUUUAUUCUUCAAGCUAAAAUUUGCAUGUGAGUAGGUUGUUACAGAUGUUGAGAAUUUAAAUUUAAUUUUUUUUCAUUUGCUAAUAAAAAUAAGAACAUAUUUA
This is a messenger RNA of Megalobrama amblycephala (Wuchang bream), 2131 nucleotides long. It is a transcript of the gene ints15, whose product is annotated as integrator complex subunit 15. The transcript is spliced from 8 exons. Lineage: Eukaryota; Metazoa; Chordata; Actinopteri; Cypriniformes; Xenocyprididae. Bases 161 to 1588 code for a protein of 475 amino acids. The record is from RefSeq and is a predicted model, not a curated record.